Chrysochloris asiatica (Cape golden mole) is the source of this 1479-nucleotide messenger RNA. It is a transcript of the gene ATXN10, whose product is annotated as ataxin 10. Gene Ontology annotation, biological process: neuron projection development. Lineage: Eukaryota; Metazoa; Chordata; Mammalia; Afrosoricida; Chrysochloridae. The record is from RefSeq and is a predicted model, not a curated record. Bases 1 to 1479 code for a protein of 492 amino acids. Gene Ontology annotation, cellular component: cytosol. The transcript is spliced from 12 exons.
AUGGCGGCGCCCAGGCUGCCUCCGGCCCGGUUGUCCGGCGUCAUGGUGCCUGCACCCAUCCAGGACCUGGAGGCUCUCCGUGCGCUUACCGCGCUCUUCAAGGAGCAGCGCAAUCGAGACACAGCACCCAGGAGUAUCUUCCAGCGAGUCCUGGGAAUCCUAAAGAAGUCUUUGCACGAUGUUCAACUGGCCUGCAGAGAUUCUUCCCAAGCCGAACACCUCGCCUCCAGCCUGCAGUUAAUAACAGAAUGCUUCCGCUGUCUCCGAAACGCUUGCAUUGAGUGUUCUGUGAACCAGGAUUCAAUCAGGAAUUUGGACACAAUUGCUGUUGCUGUUGAAUUGAUUCUUCUUUUACGUGAACUGCAAACGGAGCAAGAAUCCCUGUUGACAGCUUUCCGCUGUGGCCUGCAGUUUUUAGGCAACAUCGCCUCCCGCAAUGAAGAAUCCCAGUCUGUCGUGUGGGCGCAUGCUUUCCCAGAACUCUUUUUUACUUGCUUAAAUCAUCAUGACAAAAAGAUUGUGGCUUACUCUUCGAUGAUCAUGUUCACAACGCUUAACUCUGAGAGGAUGAGCGAGCUGAAAGAAACCCUGAAUGUUGCCAUUGGAGUUAUCGAAGCCCACCAGCUGCAGCCCGAGUCGGAGUGGCCGUUCUUGGUUAUUACAGACCAUUUUCUGAAAAACUCGGAAUUGGUAAAAGCCAUGUAUGCAAAACUGAGCAAUCAGGAAAGGGUGACGUUUCUAGACCUGAUGAUAACCAAAAUUGUGGGUGAUGAUCCACUGACCGAGGACGACAUUCCUGUGUUCCUGAGCCACGCAGAGCUGAUUGCUGAUACUUUCGUGAAUGACUGCAGGAACGUGCUUAAAUUGACCUCAGAGCAUCAAACCGAGGAUGAGGAAGUGCUGGUGAUCAUUCGGCUUCUUGAUGUGCUCUGUGAAAUGACUGCUCACAGUGCCCUGCUGACUUAUCUUCAGGCCUUCCCAGACUUGCUGGAACGAGUGAUUGAUAUUUUACGACUAGUUCACGUAGCUGGAAAAGAUAGUACAAACCUCUUCACUCCCACGGGUUGUAUCAAAGCGGAAGGUGACAUCUCAAGUGUGGCUGAUGGGUUUAAGUCUCAUCUCAUUCGCUUGCUUGGAAAUCUGUGUUACAAGAAUAAAGCAAACCAAGACAAGGUGAAUGAACUGGAUGGCAUUCCGUUGAUCCUGGACAGCUGCAGCAUUGAUGACAGCAACCCUUUUCUGACCCAGUGGGUGGUGUAUGCGGUCCGCAACCUCACUGAGGACAACAGCCAGAACCAGGAUCUGAUCGCAAAGAUGGAGGAGCAAGGGCUGGCAGACGCGUCACUUCUUAAAAAGAUGGGCUUCCAAGUCGAGAAGCAGGGGGACAGGCUGAUCCUGAAAUGUACUGUGCACUGGGCUAGGGAUGCACCCGUGAACAAAAUGCACGCUCAUGCUCUCCUGAAGCUCAUGUUCCUAUGA